AUGCGACCUCCAAGAAUGGUGAUAAUUGUUGCUUUCCUCCUUACUACUUUCUUUCUUACAUUUCUAUCUCUGCGGUCCUCUCAUUCACCGCAAAAUGUAGCUACUUCUACGACUCCUCCAAAGACAGGAAUACAGUCCUUAUUCUCCUUCCGAGCUCCCUUCUCCCUCUUCCCUCCUAAUGCGAUAAUAACACUCACGAAUGAUAAUACGACUGCUUUCUUGGCAAGGCCUGCUGCCUUCGGACCUUUAUUACCUAACGAGGGAUUAAAGGGACAGCUUUGGAUAGGGAGUGGGUUUGGAGAUGAUAGCAUACGGCAAGGUCCUGUUGCAUCGGGGGCGGAAGGCGAAUUAGGGUGCAGUGACGUACCAGGUUGGGUCGAUAACUAUGCGAAGUCCGGCGCGACAGAAGGAGCCAAAUCUAGAGGCGAUAAAUCUGCGACGACUGCGAGUAAAUCAAAGACAAACAAGAGGACGAAUGUGGGUGACAAAUCCUUCAUUGAUCGUACGUCGAGUAGUUCUACAAAGAAUAAACACAAUGGGGUAGAGCCUUCGGUCGGAGAUGGUACCGAUGACUACCUUCACCAUCCUCUAUCAGGAUCAGCAGUGUCAAAGCCUACGGACAAGCAACCCGCAGAUAUCAAGGCAAAUCAUGCCGAUAUUCAAUCUAUACAGGAAGGUGCGGAAAUCGCUGGUAAGGUUGUUUUAUUGAGCCGUGGAGGCUGUGGAUUUUUGGAAAAGGUUAAAUGGGUACAACGUAGGGGUGGAAUUGCUUUGAUCGUAGGUGAUGACAAAAGUGGCGGACCGCUCAUCCAGAUGUAUGCUCGGGGCGAUACAUCAAACGUGACCAUACCAGCUAUCUUUACCUCUCGCACCACGGCACAUCUACUUUCUUCUCUUAUAGGUCCGGGUACCUUUAUGGAAGAUGCGCUGGAUGAAAGUGGUAAGGCGACAUUGAAGGUACAGAAGAAUCAGAAGUCGAAGAAGGUUUCGAAAAAGAAGACGAAGGAAUCUCAGCCCACAUUUACAACUACGACAACGACGCCCAAAGCCACAAAGGCGACUCGAGCUGAUCUAAAGAAAACGACUAAGAAAGCACCUUCGAAAGUUGAGGAGAAAACCACAACGAUCGAAACACAGAAGCCUGGCUGGUUCAAGUCUUUGUUUUAUGGGGCCGGUGGACGAGGUACCGUUAAGGACAGCAGUCGACCACCGAGCAGUGGUCAACUUGAUUGGGUUCUGGUCGAUGACUGGAAGGAUGAUGACAAUGCCGGAACGAAGAAAAUAUCCACCGCCAAACUUACCGGUCAGGAAAAAGCGGAUGCAUACAAGAAGUCACAGCAAACUGGCAAGGGCGGAAGCAAGCCUGCGUCAGGGGAUGAUUUCGUUAUUGGUGUUCAGGAUUGGCGUGAUCCAGACUUGGUAGGGUCAUCUGAUAGCAAGGAUUCCGAGAAAAACUCGAAAACAAGUUCUACCAAGACGGACGGGAAAAUCGAUGCAAAUAAAGCGAAGAACGAAUCACCCCAACCAACAAAGGCAGGAAACAAGAACUCGGGUGGUUCCACGGAGGAAAAGACUGAAGUCACGCCUAAACUACGAGGGGGGAGUAUUACACCUGGUAGUGGAGAGUAUGCACCUAAGCUCACUUCCGAAAUGGAUAAGGUCAAGCCUAAGGCGAAGGAGACGACAGAAAAAUCCAGCUCGUCUGGUAGCAAAACAAAGGGUAUUUUGACAACUAUAUUUGGCGAUGACGAGGAAGAUUUUGAGUUUCUUGCGCCAGGAUCCAGCAGUACGGGCAGUGUUGAUAUAGAUGAUGAAGAUGAUGAAGAUGAUAAUGAUGGAGAAGACGAAGAAGAUGGACUUUGGGUCACAUUAACACCCACCAGUGGAGCCAGUCCAUUCCUCGACACUCUACUAGUACUAGUAGUCAGUCCGCUUGUCACUUUGACCGUGGUCUACGCAUUACUACUGCUUAGAUCUAGAAUAAGGCGACGCCGUUGGAGAGCACCGAAAUCGGUUGUCGAAAGAUUACCAGUCAGAACUUAUCAAACUAUUAAUACACCUGGCAAUCGAUCCCCAACAGUGUCAUCCCCGACUAGUCCCUCGGCAACCACUCCUCUUCUUUCGAAUACCCCGCCGAGCAGACCACGUCCGAGAUCGCGGACAACGACGGGCAUACCAGAACCAGGAGAUAUUGCUCGAGUCAUUUCAAAUCCAUUACAAGCACCUACUCUCUCAACUCCUCAGCCUAAUGAACAUGAAAAAAUUGUUGGAUCGCCGAGUCAGUGGAAAAAGUAUAUGGGCAAGCAAGUAGAGUGUGUAGUGUGUUUAGAAGAAUACGUGGAUGGUGUUAGUCAAGUCAUGAGUUUACCUUGUGGCCAUGAAUUCCACGUGGAUUGCAUAACACCCUGGUUGACAACUCGUCGCCGAACAUGUCCCAUCUGCAAAGGUGAUGUCGUUCGUUCCCUCGCCAGAGGAUCACCAUCUUCUCCGCGCUAUGAAGCGUACCGUGAUGAUGACAGCGAUGACGAAAUACAAGUUCAAGCAGCAGAAUCCGUAAACCCUUCCUCCUCAUCUGCCCUACCACUUUCCCGUAAUCUCGAAGAUGAGAUUGUAGGGGAUCUAGAACAAGGAAUUUCCCCUUCAACGCCAAGUCGCGCCAGCAGAUCUGUUGAUAGACGUGGAGAAAGUUGGAGGAAUCUGGAUCGAGAAGUAGAAGUCCUAGAAGGGGAGAAGAAGAUCGGAAUCGGUGAACGUCUCGUGAGAGAUUAUAUGUCAUUUUAA
Molecule: messenger RNA, 2781 nt
Organism: Sclerotinia borealis F-4128
Lineage: Eukaryota; Fungi; Ascomycota; Leotiomycetes; Helotiales; Sclerotiniaceae
Source: the annotation of a GenBank genome assembly